AUUAGUUUAUCUCUUUUUUUCUUUCUUUCUUUUUCCCUUUUUUUUUCUUCUUCUUUAUAUCCAUAUAAAAUACUUUUUUUUUUUUUUGUGUUAACAUUAUAUAGUUUAUUAUGGUGGAUCAUCAAUAUCGAUCUCUUCAACAUUCAACCAAUCUAUUACAUUUGCCACUUGAAUUAUUAUUAAGAAUAUCAGAAUAUUUAAGCUUUGCAGAUGUGUGGUAUUUAGCAACUUGUUCCCGUUAUUGUAGAGCGAUUGCACAUCAAAUUAUCUGGUAUCGAUAUCAUAUAGAUCUCUCUAAGCCUCAGUUAAAUGCCUUUAAUCAUAUGGUUCAUGCUGCAUUAGCUUAUGUUAGUAGACAUGGUUAUAAAUUGGAUACAGAUACGAUUGAUUACACCAUUUUACAAAGCGUAUCUAAUAGAUUAGCAGUCGAAAUUUACGAUAAGUCACCUCUUAAAAAUUGGGAACCAUGUUUAGAUUUUUUUCUUGAUAAAUCCCUUGGUAUCAUAGUCGAUCAUAUGCUACUUGACCCACUCUUAGAUGUAGUGCCCAAGCAUAUUGAUACAACUACACAUAAUAAAGCCACUUCUUCCAUCCUUGAACAGGAUACAUCAAAUAUCAAACACUAUUAUCGACCCCUUUUGAUGACUGAUUUUUAUCCAACUCGUAUGGGAAGAUUAAUCACUAGUUUUUUAACUACCUUUUAUCCAACACUAACUGCAUUGUUCGAAAUUGAACCAAUCACUGAAAUCCAUCAUAGACUUUUAUUAAAUCAUAUUCAUCGUCAUUUAGAUAGUUUAGCCACUCGUUAUCACAGUCAUUACAAUCGACGUCUUUUGUUAGUCACAUCUUCAACAACGUCUCCUCGAGCUUCAACCAUCAUGACUCUUCAACAACAUAGUCGAUUUUUACGUUUAAACUUUUGUAUCCUUAUUCGAUUUAUUGGAACAUUAGUCAAAAAUGAUUUAUUAUCAGCGAAUGACUUGAAUACCAUCACUCGUCAACGUAUUCAAUUUUUCUUUUUAAAUGACAAUCAAAGAAAGGAAGAAGAAAAAGAAAGACAACAUGAAAGGAAGAGAGUCAAGUUAAAUCAAUUACAAAAGAGAAACCAUUCAUUAACAUUAUAUGAGUCACUCAAAAAGAAUGCAACCCAUUAUUGCUGGCAAAUGUGGUUCGAGGAAAUUGAAUUUCAAAUAGAAAUCUUUUUAGAUCUCACUAAAGUAGUUAUCUUAUUAGAAAGAUCCUCUCGUUCUAGAACAGACUUGUCCGUUGUUUCAUCUAUGCUUGACAAUACUAUUUCUGCGUUAAUAUCUACAAAAAGAUCCAACGGAAAUUCAGUCCUAUUACCACCUUCCUCAUCUAAUACAAGCACUACUACUACUACUGCUGCUGCUGCUGUUUAAUGUCUUAAUCAUAUAAAGUAAUAUUAUGUACAUAUAAGAAUUUCUAUUUAAAUCCUUUUUUUUUUCUUGAAAAUAAUCUAUCUAUAUUAUUGUAUAAUAUUCUUUGUAAAUAAAAUUAACUUUUUAUCACCAUCACUACUA
Messenger RNA from Cokeromyces recurvatus, 1541 nucleotides. RefSeq lists its product as uncharacterized. Gene Ontology annotation, molecular function: protein binding. Lineage: Eukaryota; Fungi; Mucoromycota; Mucoromycetes; Mucorales; Mucoraceae. Bases 111 to 1400 code for a protein of 429 amino acids. The transcript has a single exon. The record is from RefSeq and is a predicted model, not a curated record.